UGUGGGCUCCUUACCUUCGGCUCGGAGAAGUUUUCGUGUCGCUCCUCUCCGAGCAGCAGCAGCAGCAGCAGCGGGGGGCGGAGGACCCUCCAGCGGACAGACUCCAGCAGCUUCAGCGCGAAGACUAAUAAGAAAGGAGAAAGGACAGGCGAGGUCUGCUGAAUAUCACCCCUGCGGUCGGUGCACCGAGCCUUCGCGUGGAGCUCUGCGGACGCAGGUAAGGGGGUGCCAUGCCAGCCGCCGCUCCCCAUCUGCUCCCCCUCGCCAUCUGGUGGUGGCCUCCCAUACUGCUCUUGCUGUGGCCCCAGUCACCCCUUUCCUUUGGCCACUCUCUAUGGAGCGCCCCCUCUUACAGUCCCCAGAUUUCAGCCUCGCUGCAUGACUCCCAUCUCAACCACCUUCUGCUGGACUCCAGCUCAGGGCACAUCUAUGUGGGGGCUGUCAACGCCCUUUAUCACCUCUCUCCAGACCUCCAGCUGCUUUCAUGGGGCAAAACAGGGCCCAAACUGGACAGCCCAGACUGUCUGCCCCCUAUAGACCCCCUGGAAUGUACCCAGGCCAAGGAGACUGACAACACCAACAAGCUUCUCCUGCUGGAGGAGCCGGAGGAAGAGGGCGGAAUCCGAAGUCUGAUAGUCUGCGGGACUGUACUACAGGGCAUAUGUGAGAAGCGAAGCCUGAGGAACGUCUCUGAUGUGCUGUACCAGACGCCCAACCCUGUGGACACACAGUAUGUAGCUGCUAAUGACCCACGCGUGUCCACUGUGGGUGUAAUUGUGGGGCAGAAAGGUGCACGGCUCAUGCUGGUGGGGCGGGGCUACACCAGUAAAGGGCCGGGUGGGAUUCCUCCAAUCACAAUGCGCCGUCUGGCUCCUCAUCACUCCGCACCUGCCUUCUCUCACGAGGAACUGGGCAAGUUGGUGGUCGGCAGCUACUCGGAAUACAACAACCAGUUUGUGAAGGCCCUACAUCACAACAAACACGUCUACUUCUUGUUCUCACGACGCGAUGUCUGGGGCAAGCGUGAGUAUCGGACGUAUGUUUCACGCUUGUGUGCAGGAGACCCCAGCUUUUACUCCUAUGUGGAGGUCCCGCUGGCCUGCGAGGGUGGAUACAACCUGGCACAAGCUGCGGCUCUGGGCACUCACCUUGGAGACCCCGCUCUGUUUGUUGCCAUGGCAGCAGGGCAGGCGUCCACCCCUACGCCCACGUCACGCUCGGCUCUGUGCGUGUAUUCCAUGAAGGAGCUGGACAAGGCACUGCAGAGAGCUCAGUUUCUGUGCUACACAGCGGAAGGGAGAGAAUCUGGGAAUCAGGAUGAGGCUUACAUCGAGUACGAGGUGUCCUCCAAGUGCCUGAAACUCCCUCCGAGCUCUGUAACCGAGUACCCAUGUGGAGGUGAACACACCCCGAGCCCUAUCGCCAGCGCUGUGCCACUCAACGCCAAGCCCGCGGUCACACAGGCAACGCAGGUCACCGCUGUCGCCGUAGCAACCGAAGCUGGCCACACCAUCGCUCUUCUGGGGGACAAGAGUGGACAGUUGCACAAGGUGUUUCUCCGGGCGGAUGGUACGGGUGCUGAGUACGACUUGGUGGAGGUGGAUGGUCAAAGCCCUGUUAACGCUGACCUACUGCUGGACUCCACUGGACGUAAUAUUUAUGUCCUGACCGAGAGAAAGGUAACAAGGCUGCCCGUGGCUCAGUGUGAGCUGCAUCUAGACUGUAAUUCAUGUCUAUCAGUCAGAGACCCUUACUGUGGCUGGUGCUCACUAGAGGGCAGAUGUACGCGGAAGCUGGAGUGUGCUCGCCACUCACAGCCUCACCACUGGCUUUGGAGUUACGGCCAUGAUCGACAGUGCGUGAACAUCCAGACUCUGGAUCCUCCCAUCCAGAGCAGAGAGGAGCAGACACAGGUCUCUUUCACGGUGCUGCAGUUGCCAACGCUGUCUGAGGACGAAGCUUUGUCUUGCGCUUUUGGGACUCUGCCUGCUCAACCUGCUGUUGUCAUGGAGAAUAGAAUAACCUGUCAGUCACCCCCACCCAAGCUCCUCCCCCCUACCCCACGGGGCAGUGAUCAUAUGACUGUAAGGUUGGCACUGAUGUUUGGAGAAGUGACUAUAUCCGACACUAACAUCACCUUCUAUGACUGCCAUGCUGUGGGCAGACUCAAUGCCACCUCACCGUGUAUGGCUUGUGUGAGCAGUGUGUGGCCGUGUCACUGGUGCGCUGGAGAUGAACUCUGCACUCACAAUCACACCUGCCCCCAACAGCACAUGAUCUUCAACAGCAGAGAGCAGAGAGAGCCCCAUGGUGCAGACUCAUGUCCGUGUGUGUGGGCUCUGGAAAGUUCUCCAUUAAUUCCAGUUGGGUUUAACACACAGCUGUCACUUCAGGGCAAGAACCUGGACAUAUUUAAGGAUGAGAAAGACUAUGAGUGUGUGGUGGUGAUUGAAGGUCAGGAGCUGAUGUUACCUGCCACUCUGGACCGCAGCAUAGAGACAGGCUCACGUGUGUUCAAGUGUGCAGCCCACAAGUUUACAUACACAGUGAAGCAGUUGGAGUAUUUGGCUCCAAUUUACCUGCAGAGAGGCGCUCAGCGCAUAGACUCAGCUCCACACCUGCGCUUGAAGCUGUAUAACUGCUCCAUUGGACAGUCGGACUGCAGUCAGUGCCGGGCUGUGUCGGAGGAUUAUGGCUGUGUGUGGUGUGGAGGGGACACCCCAGGCUGUGUGUUCAACCAGUCCUGCCCCAGUGCCGCUGUAGACACCUGCCCACCACCACUCAUCACAGAGGUCCACCCACUGACUGGUCCUUUGGAGGGGGGGGUUUUGCUGACGAUUCUGGGUUCUAACCUGGGUCAGCGAUAUCAGGACAUCCAGGGUGGAGUGACUGUGGCUGGAGUCGCCUGCAGGCCGCUGCCCGAGGCCUACCGCAUAUCCACCCAGAUCGUGUGUGAGCUCCAACCGACCAAGCAGGUGACCGCUGGUCCUGUGCUGGUAACCGUGGGUAACUCAGAACCAGGUCAGUCUCCUCAGACCUUCACCUACCAGGACCCACAGUUGACCCGCAUCUUUCCCAGCAAAGGUCCCAUGGCUGGGGGCACCAGGAUCACUGUGCAUGGAUCUUGGCUCCUCACUGGUCAGAGUACUGACCUACGUGCAUUUGUGGGCUCCCAGCCUUGCCACAUAAUGGAUGGCGUGAGUGACACUCAGCUGGUCUGCCGCACCAGCCACUCAAACCAGACUGCAGGAGUGUCUGUCAGAGUGCUGUUUGGAAGAGCAGAGAGGACUGUGCAUAAUGUAGUGUUUCACUAUCUGGAGGACCCAGUCAUCACUGGCGCAGCUCCCGCAGAGAGCUUCUAUGGGGGUGGACGGAAUAUAACAGUAACCGGACGUAACCUCGAUGUAGUCCAGCAGCCGAUGAUGUCCAUCCUCUUUGAGUUGAUGGGAAAUGUCCUGGUAAGGAAGCGGAGAUACAGUCACGUCGCAGCCCGGAAUGUUCUUCCGAACAGCACCAUGGCAACGAAAAAAGACCUCUGUGUUAGCAUCAGCUCGGAGCAGAUGAGUUGUCAGAGUCCAUCGGUUCCAAAGGACGGCCGUGUGGUCAGAGUGUGGUUUGAGAUGGAUAACGUGCAUGUGGACUUUGAGAGUAUCAAAGGGACGCCGUUCACAUACCACCCAAACCCAGAGCUAUACCCACUGAACCGCGAACACCCCGAGUCCCCGAUCCGCUUCAAACCCGGGGGAGUCCUCGCUGUCGAGGGAAAGUAUCUGACUCAGGCAAUGAGCAAGGAUGAGGUUGUGGCUUGGCUGGGAGAUAAAGAGUGUGAUGUGAAGACUCUGGAUGAUACUCACCUGUACUGUGAACCACCAGAAGAGCAGCCACUCAGUAUGGACCAUGAAGAGCUGCCCAGCUUAAAGGUGGUGAUGGGGAGGCUGGAGUUUAAUCUGGGAACAGUGCAGUAUGACAUCGGCAAUCACUCCACCAUGCCUCUGGAGGCUCAGGUGGGCCUGGCGGCCGGAGCAGCUGUGGUCGUUCUCAUCGUCCUCGUCAUCAUCCUCAUGUACAGGAGGAAAAGUAAACAGGCAAUGAGAGAUUACAAAAAAGUCCUGGUUCAGCUGGAAACCCUGGAGAUCAACGUUGGAGACCAGUGCAGGAAAGAGUUCACAGAUCUGAUGACUGAGAUGAUGGACUUGAGCAGUGAUGUUGGGGGCCCAUGCAUUCCAUUCUUGGACUACCGCACGUAUGCAGAGCGCAUUUUCUUCCCUGGUCAGAGAGGGGCGCCACUGAGUCAGAACCUGGAUUUGCCAGAAUCUCGCAGACAGACAGUGGAGCAGGGCCUGGGUCAGCUCAACAACCUGCUCAACAACAGACUCUUCCUCACACGCUUCAUCCACACACUGGAGGAGCAGCAGAACUUCUCCCAGCGCGACCGUGGCUACGUAGCCUCACUCCUCACCAUGGCACUCCACGAUAAACUGGAAUAUUUCACCGACGUCAUGAAGACCCUUUUGGGGGACCUGGUGCAGCAGUACGUGGCCAAGAACCCCAAACUGAUGCUGCGCAGGACUGAGACGGUGGUGGAGAAGAUGCUCACAAACUGGAUGUCCAUCUGUCUCUACUCUUUCCUCAAGGAGGUGGCAGGUGAGCCUCUGUAUAUGCUCUACAGAGCUAUUAAGUAUCAGGUGGACAAAGGCCCAGUGGACGCUGUGACCGGUAAAGCCAAGCGCACACUUAACGACAGCCAUUUGCUCAGAGAGGACAUAGAUUACUGCUCCAUGACUCUGACGGUGCUGGUUAAGAGUGGGAUGGAGGUCCAGCCGUGUCCGGUUAAGGUUCUGGACACCGACACCAUCACUCAGGUGAAGGACAAGAUUCUGGACCAGAUCUAUAAAGGAGCUCCUUUUUCACAGAGGCCCUCUGCUGACUCACUGGACCUGGAGUGGCGCUCGGGUCAGGCGGGUCACCUGACUCUGUCCGAUGAUGAUGUCACUGCCAUUGUGCAGGGUCACUGGAAAAGGCUCAACACUUUACAGCACUACAAGGUGCCAGAUGGAGCCACGGUGGCACUUAUCCCACGUUCACAGAGUUCUGGUGUCAUGGGCAUCAAUCAAAUCUACCAGACUGGAGAAAAGACACCCAUGCUAGAAGGGGGAGAGGAGGAGGGUCUUCGUCUCUGGCACCUGGUAAAAUCCAGUGAAGAGCCUGAAAUUCCCAAACACAGAAAGAGCAGCAUGAGAGAGAGGGAGCGUGCUAAAGCCAUCCCUGAGAUCUAUCUCACGCGUCUGCUCUCCAUGAAGGGCACACUGCAGAAGUUUGUGGAUGAUGUGUUUGUGGCCAUCCUGAGCACCAAGCGUCCUCCUCCCAUCGCUGUCAGGUUUUUCUUCGACUUCCUGGACGACAUGGCGGAGAAGCAUGGCAUCGAUGACCCAGAGACUGUACACAUAUGGAAGACUAACAGCUUACCUCUGCGUUUCUGGGUGAACAUCCUGAAGAACCCUCAGUUUGUGUUUGACGUGCAGGUGACUGACAGCGUGGAUGCUGUUCUCUCAGUCAUCGCUCAGACCUUCAUUGACUCCUGCACCACCUCCGAGCACAAAGUGGGCCGGGACUCGCCUGUUAAUAAGCUGCUGUAUGCCAGAGAAAUACCUCGAUACAAGCAGCUAGUGGAGAGGUACUACAGUGACAUUCAUAGUGCCGCUUCUGGGUGCUAUCAGGAGAUGAACUCCAUGCUUACUGAGUUAUCUGGGAGCUUUGCUUCGGAGAUGAACAGCUUGGUGGCUUUGCACGAGUUGUACAAGUACAUCAACAAAUAUUAUGAUCAGAUUAUCAUGGCUUUAGAGGAAGAUGCCGCCGGGCAGAAAAUGCAGUUAGCCUACCGGCUGCAGCAGGUUGCCGCCCUGGUGGAGAACAAAGUCACUGACCUUUGACCCAGUGGAGAGUCUUCGACGAGCCUGUCACAGCCGGGAGAAGCUCGGUGCUGUGUGAAAUCUGACCAGAGAAAUCCUGCGCCCACUUCCUGAAACAGACUUCACAUCCACCUUUUGGGAAUUCUUAACAAAAGGGAACAAGGUGACAGAUUAGCUGUUAAGGUGGGAGGGUGUUAAAAAGCACAGGGUGUGAAAUAAAAUAGCACAAAGUGAGCUUUUUUCUGAUAAGCACACUGAACCUUUUUUUUUCUACUAAUGUCACAUGCUGUUCAGUGCUAGCACUGAUGCAUCUGAUGUGCAAAUGUACGUGUAUGGUUUCUUCUGUGGCUAUAAAUCGAUUGCAUUUCAUUUACAACAUUUCUUUGAUUCCGAAUGCCUACCCUACGCCUGCUCUUAGUAGCGUUAUUAAAAUAGCUGUUGCAUGAUUUAUGACAUGUAGAAGGAAUAUUUUGUGCUUUUCAGUUGAGCGAUAUGGAAUAUUAAUUGGGUUUUUUUUUUACGUUGAUCGUUUUAAAUUGCAGAUUAUAUUCAGUCAUAUCUAAUCGCGAAUAAUGAGCACAAGUGCCAUAACACGCCAAACAGCACCGCACAAGGUGUGUAUGUGUGUACGCAUCUGUGGUAUGUGAGUGCGUGUAUCUGGUCUUAAUUACAUCAUUUUCUGUGGUGAGGAACUGCCUCAAAUUGCUGUUUUUAUCAGGAGGGUUUAUUUUAAUGAAUCCACUGGAAGAAGAGACUGCAGUCAGGAAAUGAAACUGAACACAUUUCUUUAAUCCCACAAUGUCUGAAAUGACAAAGACAUUAAUAGAAAAUUCAACAUUUAACAAAAUACAAACCCAGUUCUAGAAAAGUUGGGACAUUAUGUGAAAUGCAAAAUUAAAUCAAAUUAAUUUACAUACAGGACAAAGCAUUUAAUUGUGCGGCUAACGAUUUAUAUAAGUGGAUUACAAAAGAUCUGCUUUCAUUUUGUGUGUUUAGUCCCCAAAUUCACAUGUCCCCACUUUCUUGGAAUUAGGUUUGUACUUCAUUGUUGCUGCACGGAGUUUGUACUCCUGCUGUGCUUCCUUCUUUACCUGAUAAAAAUGAUUGGAUGGGAUAUGCCAUUAAAAUGCCGUCAGUGACUGCGUCAAUGUGUUAAAAGAUCUUACAGUACAGUGCAAAAGUCAGAGACCACCAUUCACCAAUUUAAUUUCCAGUCAAAACAGCCAUCAAGUACAAGUUGUAAUUUUUUAGGAGGUAUUUCUGAGGAGAUUAUCCAUUUUCUCCAUUUUCUAAGCCGCUUCUCCGUCAGGGUCGCGGGGGGAUGCUGGAGCCUAUCCCAGCAGGGCGGAAGGCAGGAUACACCCUGGACAGGU
Pygocentrus nattereri (red-bellied piranha) is the source of this 7282-nucleotide messenger RNA. It is a transcript of the gene plxnb3, whose product is annotated as plexin B3. The record is from RefSeq and is a predicted model, not a curated record. The transcript has 35 exons. Lineage: Eukaryota; Metazoa; Chordata; Actinopteri; Characiformes; Serrasalmidae. Gene Ontology annotation, cellular component: semaphorin receptor complex. Bases 231 to 5930 code for a protein of 1899 amino acids. Gene Ontology annotation, molecular function: protein binding; semaphorin receptor activity. Gene Ontology annotation, biological process: negative regulation of cell adhesion; semaphorin-plexin signaling pathway involved in axon guidance; regulation of GTPase activity.